This is a messenger RNA of Phycomyces blakesleeanus NRRL 1555(-), 1902 nucleotides long. RefSeq lists its product as hypothetical. The coding region runs from base 1 to 1902 and encodes 633 amino acids. Lineage: Eukaryota; Fungi; Mucoromycota; Mucoromycetes; Mucorales; Phycomycetaceae. The record is from RefSeq and is a predicted model, not a curated record. Gene Ontology annotation, molecular function: peptidyl-prolyl cis-trans isomerase activity; protein binding. Gene Ontology annotation, biological process: protein peptidyl-prolyl isomerization; protein folding. The transcript has 15 exons.
AUGUCAUCCUUAGACGAUCAAGUACCCGAAAAGCCCACAAACAAGCGUGUUCUCGAAGAAGACAACGCUCCUAUUAAAGAUGAAGAAGAUGAUAUUGGACCAGUUUUACCGCCUACUGGUGACAGUGAGGCACCUCGAAAGAAAAAAAGAUCUUUGGCUCAUGAACAGCUUUUCCUCUCACAUCUACCUUCGUCUGACAUGUAUGAAACCAGUUAUAUGCAUCGUGACACUCUCAACCAUGUCGAAGUUACAAAGCACGAUUUUAUAAUCACAACCUCAAACGAUGGUCAUUUGAAGUUUUGGAAAAAGACAGCUACUGGAAUCGAGUUUGUGAAGCAUUACCGAUCUCAUCUUUCAAGUAUUGUUGGGAUCAGUCUUUCGGCUGACCAUGAAUUAUUGGCUACAAUUUCUGACGACAAAGCACUCAAGGUGUAUGAUGUUACAAACUUUGACAUGAUUAAUAUGAUCAAACUUGGAUAUAAGCCAAAGAGUGUAUGUUGGAUCCAUCAAAAGGGACAAGCUCAAGCAUUGGCUGCAGUUUCUGAAGCUGGAACUUCGACUAUUCACAUUUACGAUGGACGCGCAGACGGAAAACCUUUGCACAGCAUUUCCACAAUUCACCACGGCCCAGUGCACAUCAUGACAUUUAACUCAAAAUUCAACUGUGUUGUCUCUGCUGACUCACUUGGAAUGGUCGAGUAUUGGUCUCCAGAAGAACCUUUUGAACUUCCCACAAAUCUUUCGUUCGAGAUGAAGUCACAGACAGAUCUUUACGAAUUUAAAAAGACCAAAUCUGUUCCUACAUGUAUAAAAUUCUCUCCAGAUGAAAUGAGUUUUGUUACCAUGAGCUUCCCUGACCGCCAAGUUCGUCUAUUCAAGUUCUUGUCAGGAAAAAUGUAUCGCAAAUAUGACGAAAGUCUUCAGAUUAUCAGUGAAAUGCAGCAGGCUGGUACCGCUCUGUACAAACUAGAUGACAUGGAGUUUGGAAGACGUCUUGCAAUUGACAAGGAACUUGAAAAGUCCUCUCAAGCUAGCUUUAUUAAUGCUGUGUUUGAUGAAAGCAGCAAUUUUAUUAUUUAUGCUACACUUUUGGGCAUCAAAGUGGUUAAUAUUAGUACAAACAAAGUAUCGAGACUGAUUGGUAAAUCUGAAACUCACAGAUUUGUCAAUGUCAGUUUAUACCAAGGAGCACCACGCAAGAAGGGUAUUUAUACUUUGGCAAUGGCUGCAUCAGAAAACGCUGUUAUCAAGGAAAGAGCAGCGCUCGAUCCUACUCUCUUUUGCACAGCGUUCAAAAGAAACAGAUUCUUUAUGUUCACCAGACGAGAGCCAUACGAGGAUGAUAGUAAAAAGGGUGAUCGUGAUGUAUUCAACGAAAAGCCAUCGCGUGAGGAACAGACCGUUGCUGCUGCACAGGAGCCUAAGCAGGUUCUUGGAACACAUGCCAUUCUUCGAACAACUGCUGGAGAUAUUCACAUCCGUCUAUUCCCUGAUGUUGCGCCAAGAGCAGUAGAGAACUUUGUGACCCAUGCCAAGAAUGGAUAUUAUGAUAACUUGAUUUUCCACCGAGUUAUCAAGGGAUUCAUGGUUCAGACUGGUUGUCCAUUUGGUGAUGGUACUGGUGGUGAGUCUAUCUGGGGAGAUGAUUUUGAAGAUGAAAUUGUUCGUGAGAUGAGACACGAUCGUCCUUAUACAGUCAGUAUGGCAAAUGCCGGACCCAAUACUAACGGAAGUCAAUUCUUCAUUACGGUUGUGCCUACACCUUGGUUGGAUGGAAAACAUACUAUUUUUGGGAGAGCAACUGCAGGUAUGGAUGUGGUGCAUACUAUUGAACAAUCAAAGGUGGACAAGAACGCAAAACCAUACGAUGACAUCAAAAUCAUCAAUAUCGAGAUCCGAUAA